Messenger RNA from Emiliania huxleyi CCMP1516, 835 nucleotides. Its product is annotated as putative Mmp 37, mitochondrial import protein. NCBI's taxonomy places the organism in Eukaryota, Haptophyta, Isochrysidales, Noelaerhabdaceae. Gene Ontology annotation, biological process: cardiolipin biosynthetic process; CDP-diacylglycerol biosynthetic process. Gene Ontology annotation, molecular function: phosphatidate cytidylyltransferase activity. Gene Ontology annotation, cellular component: mitochondrion. The transcript is spliced from 5 exons. The coding region runs from base 62 to 835 and encodes 257 amino acids. The record is from RefSeq and is a predicted model, not a curated record.
CUUUGAGCACGCCUUUGUGUACGGCUCUGCGCUCGUGGCGCCAGCCUCCGGCAGCAUCCCGAUGACGGACCUUGUCUUUGCGGUGCGCGAGGCAGAGGCGUGGCACGCGCUCAACCUCGAGAAGCACGCAGCCCACUACUCGCCGCUCGGGAUGCUCGGGCCGCGCGCCGUCGCGGCGGUGCAGGAGCGGGCGGGCGCGGGCGUCUACUACAACGCGUAUGUGCCGUGGCGCGGCCGGAGGAUCAAGUACGGCGUCGUGAGCGUCAGUGCGCUGCUCGACGACCUCCGUUGCUGGCGGAGCCUCUACCUCGCCGGCCGGAUGCACAAGCCGGUGCAGACCGUCAAGUCCGACCCGCUCGUCUGCGAGGCGGCCGAGGCGAACCUUGCAUCGGCCGCCGCCGCCGCGCUGCUGAUGCAGCCGCCCGCCUUCGAGGAGGGCGCGCUGCUGCGCGACAUCUGCUCGCUCUCCUACACCGGCGACCCGCGCCAGGUGGUGGUCGAGGCGUCGCGGCCGAGCGAGCUUACCGCGACGCACCGCGAGACGCUGCGGCGCAUGCUGCCGCCCCCUUUGCCCUCGCGAGCCGCGGCGCCAGGCGGCCGCGCCGCCCCGCGCUGCGACGCCUCCCUCGAGCACGCGGCGGAACGGCUCUACGCCGAGGCGGGCGGGGCGCAGGAGGGGGCGGCGCGGCUGGGCGAGGCGGUGCGCGCGUCCCUCGGCCGGCUCGUGUCGCGCUCGAGCACGCCGCAGACCGUCAAGGGGUUCCUCACGGGCGGCGCGGUGACGACCGCGAGGUAUGUGGGCGCCAAGCUUGCGAAGCGGCUCGUGCGCAAGUAG